AUGAAGGAUGAACUCGGGGCCAGCGUCGUCUUUUUGUUGGAUGCGAUGAAGAGUGACUGCAUCAGUCUGCAGAGCGCAGUCAUAACGUGUAACCAGUGGCCCCUCAUUUGGUGGUUCUGGAACGUUGCCAUCAGGCCUGCAGCCAUGGAUGCAUACAAGUUUCGCGUCCCGAAGCCCAACUACCUCCCCCACAAGCAAGAUGUCGACCAUGACAUUGUCCAAGAGUAUGAAUCGCCGCUCGGCCUGGCUAGUGAUAUGGACAACGCAAAGUUCUACAACAAAUGCAAGCGUAUGGCGGAAGAAUCUGGCAUCACGCGACCAAAGGGCUACAACGUCUCCUUUCACUGCAAUCCCGACAUGGAGAAGCAUCACUUUGGCAUGACACACCCAAUGAAGCCCUGGCGCCUCACCCUCUCCAAGUCCCUCAUUUACUCGUACGGCAUGUCAUUCGCCAUGGACAACUACGUCUCGCGCGCCGCCACGUACGAGGAGCUGGCCACGUUCCACUCGACCGACUACCUGGAUUUCCUCGGCACGGUCCUCCCAGAGCCAGUCCCGCGCGAUCUCGAGAACCAAAACCCAGAUCUCAAAUUCAACCUCGGCGGCUCCGACUGCCCGCUCUUUGAUGGUCUCUACGAUUACUGCUCCAUGUCGGCGGGCGGCGCGCUCGACGGCGCGCGCAAGCUCUGCUCUAAGCAGUCUGACAUUGCCAUUGCCUGGGGCGGCGGCCUGCACCACGCGAAAAAGGCCGAGGCCUCGGGCUUCUGCUACAUCAACGACAUUGUUAUCGCCAUCCUCCAGCUCCUACGCUACUACCCGCGCGUCCUCUACAUUGACAUUGACGUCCACCACGGUGACGGUGUCGAGGAGGCGUUCUUCUCGACUGACCGCGUCAUGACUGUCUCCUUCCACAAGUACGACCCCAACAACUUCUUCCCUGGCACAGGCGCGCUCGACGAUAAUGGACCUAAGAGCGAGCAUAAUCCCGGCGCGCACCACGCCGUCAACGUACCCCUCAACGACGGCAUCACCGACGAGCAGUACGAGUGGCUAUUCAACUCGAUCAUUGGCCGCAUCGUCGAAAAGUUCCGUCCUGGCGCCAUUGCCCUGCAAUGCGGGGCCGACUCACUGGCCGGCGACCGCCUCGGCCGCUUCAACCUGCAGGUUCAGGGCCACGGUGCCUGCGUCGAGUUUUGCAAAAAGUACAACCUGCCCCUCAUCCUGUUUGGGGGUGGCGGCUACACGCCGCGUAACGUCGCCCGCGCAUGGGCCUACGAGACAUCGAUUGCCAUAGGCUGCGACGACAAGAUCAACUCAACGCUGCCGCAACACGUGCCCUGGCGCGAACAAUUCCGCCAGGAUACACUUUUCCCAACGCUAGAGCAGAUCCUCGGCGAGCCUCGUGUCAAUCGUAACUCGCAGAAGCGCUUGCAGGACAUCCUCCAGCACGUUACCGAGCAGCUGCGUUUCGUCCAGGCCGCACCAAGCGUGCAGAUGCAAGCCAUCCCCCCCGAUCUAGGCGGCAUCCGUGAGGACGUGGAGCAGCGUCUCAAAGAGGUGAAUGAAGAGAGGAGCAACGAACUGCGGCGAGCUAGAGAGGCGGGCACAGCCGUACCAAUGGAGUUCUAG
Cordyceps militaris CM01 is the source of this 1629-nucleotide messenger RNA. Its product is annotated as histone deacetylase phd1. Gene Ontology annotation, molecular function: histone deacetylase activity. Bases 1 to 1629 code for a protein of 542 amino acids. The record is from RefSeq and is a predicted model, not a curated record. Lineage: Eukaryota; Fungi; Ascomycota; Sordariomycetes; Hypocreales; Cordycipitaceae. The transcript is spliced from 2 exons.